Molecule: messenger RNA, 1639 nt
Organism: Eucalyptus grandis
Lineage: Eukaryota; Viridiplantae; Streptophyta; Magnoliopsida; Myrtales; Myrtaceae
Product: G-type lectin S-receptor-like serine/threonine-protein kinase SD1-1
Exons: 7
Coding region: 40-1425 (461 amino acids)
Biological process (GO): protein phosphorylation
Molecular function (GO): ATP binding; protein serine/threonine kinase activity
Source: RefSeq, a predicted model, not a curated record
UAAAUUGCUCUCAAAAAACAGGGCUUUCUGAAACUUUCGAUGCUGACUCUGCCCGACCUGAUAGACUUCUGGGUAAACAAGAACAUGAGCCUUGAGGAGUGCAAGGUGGAGUGUCUAGAGAACUGUUCUUGCACAGCUUAUGCUAAUUCAGAUGCGCGAGGAGGAGGAAGCGGCUGUCUGAUGUGGUUCAGCGAUCUCAUUGAUAUAAGAGAAUUUGAACAAGAUGUACAAAAUAUCUUCAUUAAAUUAUCUGCUUCUGAGUUAGAUUCCAUCCAGAGCCCUGUCAAUAAGAAAAUACUGUUGACAGUCACGGUGGCUUCAGUCAUUUCUGGAUUGCUCAUAGCAGGUAUAGCAUUGAGCAUUAUAUGGAAGAGCAGAAUGAAAAGAAGAGAGUUUGUCCUCGUAGGCUUACAGAGUCAGAAGGAAGACAUUGAUUUACCGUUAUAUGAUUUUUCUACCAUUGCCGUUGCUACUGGACAUUUCUCACUGACCAACAUGAUUGGAGCGGGUGGCUUUGGUUCAGUCUAUAAGGGAAAUCUCUCCAUGGGUCAAGAAAUAGCGGUGAAGAGGCUGUCGAAAGGUUCAAGACAAGGCCUUGAAGAAUUUAUGAAUGAAGUACUGCUAAUUGCCAAACUUCAGCAUAGGAAUCUUGUUGGACUUCUUGGUUGUUGCAUUGAGGGAGAAGAAAGAAUGUUAAUAUAUGAGUACAUGCCAAAUAAAAGCUUGGAUUAUUUCAUUUUCGAUGAUGACAGAAGCUUCUUGUUAGCGUGGAAAAGUCGCUUCGACAUAGUUUUAGGAAUUGCUAGAGGACUUCUUUAUCUUCAUCAAGAUUCAAAACUGCAAGUCAUUCACAGAGAUCUCAAAACAAGUAAUAUUUUGUUAGAUGCAGACCUCAAUCCUAAAAUCUCAGACUUUGGCCUUGCAAGAAUCUUUGGAGGCAAUGAAAGAGAAGCAAGUACGAGAAGAAUCAUUGGUACCUACGGCUACAUGUCUCCAGAAUAUGCUUUUGAUGGAAAAUUCUCUGUGAAAUCCGAUGUUUUUAGCCUUGGUGUAGUUUUGCUAGAGAUAGUAAGUGGCAAAAAGAACAGAGGGUUUUGCCAUCCUGAUCAUCAACACAACCUUCUUGGGCAUGCAUGGUUGCUGUGGAGCGUAAGCAGGUCCUUGGAGCUUUUACAUGAAUCUCUAUGUGACUCCUUCAUUGCAUCCCAAGUAGAGAGAUGCAUUCAUGUUGGUUUGCUAUGUGUCCAAAAACUUCCUGGAGAUAGGCCAACAAUGUCUUCAGUCGUUUUCAUGUUAGCGAAUGAGGAAGCAAUCUUGCCACAGCCUAAACAACCCGGUUUCUUUAUGGAGAGAGAGGCAUCUUUAAUAAGGGAAGAAUUGUACACAAGGAAUAUCAUUACGAUCACCAUGCCGGAAGGUAGAUAAACUUCCCAUUGAGGAUGUUCCCUGCAGUGUGCAAUUUAGAAUUUUAGAUGAGUUUUCUCAGCGCAAGAAAGUAAAUAGGAUUAGAAGAUUGUGUACACAAAUCUGUAGCUAACUCGCAGCUAAGACUGUUGAAAGCGAGAUAAGGGCUACAAUAAAGGAUUCUCGUUUUUAUGAUUCAGUGGCUCAGGCAACAUGGUGAAGGCCUUUUUUUUUA